Plasmodium vinckei vinckei is the source of this 1278-nucleotide messenger RNA. Its product is annotated as conserved Plasmodium protein, unknown function. The coding region runs from base 1 to 1278 and encodes 425 amino acids. Lineage: Eukaryota; Apicomplexa; Aconoidasida; Haemosporida; Plasmodiidae. The transcript has 3 exons. The record is from RefSeq and is a predicted model, not a curated record.
AUGAUAACUGGAAACGGUAUCAUUUUUUUAGGUACUGGCUCAUCAUCAUCAACCCCUAAACUAUCACACAUUUUUAAAAAUUGUAAAAUAUUGCCAGAAAAAAAUAAAAAUGGUUUUUCAAAUUCAGAAUUAAGUAAAGAAGAUUUUGAGGAAGUAGAAAAAUUUGUUGACGAUUUAGUUUCCCAAGAUUUAGAAAAUAUAGAUAAAUUAAAUAAUUUAUAUUUAAAAAAAAAAUAUCCUGAUUGUUCAAAUUUAAAAUGUUAUUCAUGUUAUGAUGCGUUAGUAGAAAAUUCAAAAAACAAACGAAAUAACAUUUCAGUUUUACUUAAAUCAAACAAUUCUUAUGUCCUUAUUGAUGUUGGAAAAACAUUUAGAGAAAGUAUUUUGUCUAACAAUGACAAAAUCAACUUCAGUGAAAUAAAUCUUGAAGCGGUAUUGAUAAGUCAUAGUCACACUGAUGCUAUGAAUGGAAUUGAUGACUUGAGAGACUUACAAGAAUAUGAAAGAGUUUCUCAUGGGGACAUUUAUUAUUAUAAAUGUAAAAAACCUAUUGAUAUUUAUUUAAAUAAUGUAUCUUAUGAUCGACUAAGAAAUGGAUUUGAAUAUCUUGCAAAAGAACGCACUGAAAAUCGAUUUUAUUCAAAAGUUGCAGCUCUUAAUUUUCUUAUUUUAAGGGAUAUAAGAUAUAAUUAUUUAAUACAUGAAGAUAAACAUUUAGAUGAAAUUAAAGAUGAAGUAUUAUGCUUAUCAAAUCAAAGUAACAAUACUAAUUCAACUAACCAUACAACAUUGAAUGAUACAAAUGAUAUGAACAAUAAAAAAUGGAUAAAUAUACACACAUGUGAUAAAAAAGAUGAAUAUGGUUUUAUUUAUACUACAUUUGAAAAUGAUAAAAAAAUACGAUUUAUUCCAUUUCAACAUGGAAAAAAUUAUGUUUGUGUUGGUUAUAUAGUUGGGAAUAAUCAUAAAUUAGUAUAUAUAUCUGAUUGUAAUUAUGUUUCUACAUAUGUUAUAGAUUAUAUUAAAAAAUUUGCACCAAUUGAUAUACUAGUUAUUGAUGCAUUAUAUUAUAAAUCAAAACAUUACUCUCAUUUUUCUAUGUAUGAAAGUAUACAAUUUGCUUUAUUGAUUAAACCUAAACAAGUUUAUUUUAUUGGAAUGUCUUGUGAUGUUGAGCAUAAUAUUACUAAUUUAUACCUUCAAAAAUUGUCUAAAAAAUACCCAGACAUUUCUUUUUCUUUGGCACAUGAUGGAUUAUUUGCUCCCUGUGAUUUUUAA